Hermetia illucens (black soldier fly) is the source of this 3959-nucleotide messenger RNA. RefSeq lists its product as uncharacterized. Bases 508 to 2730 code for a protein of 740 amino acids. Gene Ontology annotation, cellular component: focal adhesion; axon. The record is from RefSeq and is a predicted model, not a curated record. Gene Ontology annotation, biological process: cell surface receptor protein tyrosine phosphatase signaling pathway; axonogenesis. The transcript has 3 exons. NCBI's taxonomy places the organism in Eukaryota, Metazoa, Arthropoda, Insecta, Diptera, Stratiomyidae. Gene Ontology annotation, molecular function: signaling adaptor activity; protein phosphatase binding.
UUGCCUGAAAAAAUGUCGAGUGGAAAAAUGGACUGCGAGGCUGAUUGGAGUGCGGCGAUAAUGGGUCCGAAUGCGCUCGCCGCUUGGCUAUCUGCAGCAGAAAAUAUUGGUUGUGCAAGUGCUGGGCUGUGCGUAGUCGGGCGGAUUCGCAGAAAGUUUGCACGGAUUUCAUCUCGCGAUCUCUGCACAUUGCGGCCCGGAAUGGGCGGCCGUGGCAGCUGAAGGCUGCUGCGAAGAAUUUCCUCCUCGCUCACAUCUUUGCCCUCGUCCGAGUAUUCUUCCGUGGUCGUUGGACUGAUUGUGUGGCCGCGCGGCGACAGCGGCGCAACCCGGUUUAGAGUGUGAAGGUGUAGUGCGGAGCGCAGGCGGCGGCAAGGUCCCCGCGCCCGGUUCCAAUUGGUCCGUUCCGAAUGCGAGUGCGACCAGGCCAGGCCAGGCAGCCAGCGGUACCGCACAAGCAAGAAGAAGUUUGUUGAAUGGAAUCGACGACGUUGCCGUCAAAAUAAGAUGCGAAAAUUGACCGUUGGUACGGCUAUGUCUCGGCCCACGAAAAAUUCACAACCGAAACGUGUUACGCCACCAGCUGUACCAGAAAUUCAUCGUCAUUCGGGUAGUAGUUUUGGCUCGGCCGGGUAUUCGUCAUUAGAAGACGGAGGUUUUUCACAGCCAAGAGAUAGCCCGGCUGCGUUAUCAAUGAAGGAUGAUAGCACGGAAUAUGCCUUUACAUUUCCAACUUUCCCUCCCGGCGAGCCUCUACUGACCCAUAAAGCGGCCGUCUACUACCACCAACAACUAGCACUGCAAGAAGAUCAAGGCAUUGAUUUAACGCAAUCUCCGGGUCGUGAUAGUCCGGGCAGUUCAUCUGGGUCGGCGGGGUCGGGAUCACGCCAUUCGACCGCUAGUCUUGAUUCAGGCCGAGCAUCGUCAUACAUAACCGGGGGUGGAGCAUCAACACGUGGGCCCCUAUCCAGUCCACGAUGCAGCGUUAGUUCCUGUUCUAUCGGCAGCGUGGAUAGAAUAAGCCAACGCGGGGAAAAUGACAUUGUUAUGGAUUGGUUGAUGGACAUUAAAUUCGAAAAUUAUGCAACCCUUUUUAUUGACGCCGGAUAUGAUUUAGCCACAAUUUCUCGCAUGACACCUGAAGACUUGACUGCAAUUGGUAUUAAGAAUCCUCAGCAUCGAGAACGAAUCAAACAACACAUUGAUAACCUACGACUGCCAGAUCGCUUGCCACAUUUUGUGCCAGGAUCAAUAGAGGAAUGGUUGCGGUUGUUACGCCUUGAAGAAUACAUUCAGCCUUUACUUGAUCAAAAUUAUAAAACUGUGCGUGAUGUCACACAAGUCAUAUGGGAGGACCUCGAAGAUAUCGGAAUUGUUAAGUUAGGACAUCAGAAAAAGAUCUUGUUGGCCAUAAAGCGUGUUAAGGAUAUCAUUAGCGGUAAAUGGAAUCCACACCAGCAGAUGCGACAACUACGAGGAAAGAGCUUGGAAUCAUUAGAAGAUAUAAGCGAACGAAAUGUUCGGGGUAAUCUGACUUUUAGCCAUUAUUCAACGGAUUCCUAUUAUUACGGCCCUCCCCAACAGCCACCGCAAGCCAUGAGCAAGUCGAUUUGCUUGAAUGCAACCAGCUUGCCCUACAACCCCAUUGGCAAUUUGCAGUGGAGACGUUCCUAUGAUGAUGGUGACAUAACGCCAACGAAUGAAAUUGCAAUAGACAUGGGUGACGGCCAGGGUGGGGGUGGAACGUUGCCGCGACAGCGAAGUAGUUCAAGGAGCCGCUUGGCUGACAGGGCCAGCCCUUCGACAAUAAUUAUUCAUACGCCACACUCGGGUGAGUAUCUGCAGCCCGACAAUAGUCCAAUAAUGCUUGCCAAUCCACAUUACGGAUCGACGUUUAGUCCACUGGCUAGCAAAAAACAAGCUCCGGAACCGCCUCGACGCCAGUGUAGCAUUCGAAACAUGAAAAGCAAUAAUCUACAGGAAGCACAACCAUGCAACUAUAAAUAUUUACACUACGAUCAACUAGCGAAUAAUCAAGCACGCAACCAGCAUCCGACACAGUACAUUCCUGCCGCUGGAACAUCAUCCACAGUCGCGGCUGCACCUCACCAGCAGCCCAUCUAUGUUAACUACAACGUACAAACGCAUCAAACAACUGCUGAAAUCCAUUGUGAUAGAACGCACGAUAGCAAAUCAAACUCCAGCAUUGACUCGAUCGAUACCAUUCCAUUUGCUAAUGAGAACACAGGAACCAUCAAACAACGCCUACUCAAUCGCCAAGAGAUCUCGUCAUCACUGUCCCUAUCAUCGUCAUCGUCAUCAUCAUCCACAAACACGGUAGCUAAUAUGUCACAAUCGUUUCAUUCUUUCAAGAAAUGCGAUAAGCACAGUCCUCCAUCGCCAGCCACCCUAUCGCCCACGAUCUUGGCCUCAAACACUCCAAACGGUGGUGGUGGUGGUACGCCAGGCAAGAUAUCCGCUCCACUUAACAUGGAGGUUCGAUAUCAUCAUUCGGAACUGGUUGAUGACCAGGCGGCGACUAUUAUUUUGCCAAAUGCAGUGGCUCCUGCACAGGCGGCUCCAGCUGGAGCAGGUGGUAAUGUACCGAAUGCCACAAAUGAUUCUACAAAUGUCCUAAAUGAUAUCGGUAAUAUGUUAGCAAAUUUGACUGAUGAGCUUGAUGCCAUGCUUGAGGAGGAGAAACGUGCCGGAAUAAAUGAUAGCGAAUAGAUUCACAUUUAAGCGAUUAAGAUGAAUUAAGGAAAUUUAAGGGAAACUAUACAUUACGGCGGGAAAUGCUGUCUGGGGCUUAUUCGAGCGAAUGUUCUUGUCCUGGGUUUGUGGUGAUUUGCAUUGAGGGGGGCGGAUUAGGAGUCAUCAGUGGAAAAAGUAAAGAGAGGCAGAUGCUUAUCUGUUAGAGACUAGAUACCAAGUCCUUGUUUGCAACCCCUUCGGAAUGACUGAUAUUGUUGGUAUGGGGGUCGGGGCUCAGUUUUCUUACACGUUGUCUGCGCUAACUCGUUUUGGUUAGUGCAACUUCGGAACGGUCCAGCUGGGAGUCUUGAGAAAUCGGGGGCUCAAUUAAGCAGGCUCCCCCGGCAUUUACCCCAGUAUCGAAGAACAAGCCAACUUUGAGCAGCGCUAAGUCAAGGACAACCGCUCCUAUAAGCCCCGGUGCGCAACACAAAACUUAUUAAGGUGAAACAUAACGCACACGAAUCUGUUGUGCUACUCUCUUAUACAUUAUUACAUUUAUAUAAAGGGAAAACAAUAUAUUAUUAAUGCAAAUGGCAAAAUAUAAUCGAUUCUAUUAUAUUAAAUGAAAAAUAUAAAAAAUAUAUUAGUUAUUAUAUUAAGUGUCAUGUUAUACAGAAAAGGAGAAAACGAAAAUCAUUAUGAGUUGAAAGGAGAACAUAGAAACGUUGUCAUAAAUAGUUUCCUUGGUAAUUUUAGAUUUUUUCGUUCGUCGUUUUCGCGAAAGAGCAAAACAAGAGAAAAAAAAAAUGAUUUUAUUCCGCGUCAUGCCUAAUUUUUAAAGUGAUUUCGUCUUUAUAUAUUUUUUUUUUGUAAUUUUAAUGCGCGUCUUAUUAUGUCAUAAACAAAUGCUUUUAUUAUACAUACAUUCUAUAUAUAUACUUAUUUUUUUAUAUUUUUUGAUUCCCUCUUUUAUUUUACACGCAAAAUGGUUUAAUCUACUUAACUAACAUAACUGAAGACCGCGACCGGAGGGCGGAAAAUAUGUAUUCCAGUAUAUAAUACAAGAUACGAUUUGUAAGCAAAGUAAAACCACACAACAAGCAACAACAGAAAUCGCAACUAUAUACUUAUAUAAUUGUUUUAGAAUUUAGUUAUUAUAUACAAGAAACGAAUAAGAGAAAUAAGAGAUGAUAAUUGUUUAGAAGUCUUAUGUCAAUUUUUUAUUGCUUUUAGAAAAAUUUAAAUACAGAGGUGAAAAGUAU